AUGAGCAGUGGAGUCACAUUUGAAAAAACAUUCAGAAGAGAUGCCUUGAUUGAGAUAGAGAAAAAGUACCAAAAGGAGUGGGCAGAGGCGAAAUACUUUGAAGUGGAUGCCCCUACUUUCGAAGAAGUCCCCACUACCGAUGUAGAUGAGGUUCGGGAAAAGAUCCCCAAAUACUUUGCCACGAUGGCUUACCCUUACAUGAAUGGAGUCUUGCAUGCUGGACACGCUUUCACUUUGUCCAAAGUCGAGUUUGCCACUGGUUUCGAGAGGAUGAAUGGGAAAAGGGCCUUGUUCCCGCUUGGUUUCCAUUGCACCGGCAUGCCCAUCAAGGCAGCAGCAGACAAGAUCAAGAGGGAAGUUGAACUUUUUGGUGCCGAUUUUGCAGGAGCUCCCAGUGAAGAAGAACCAGAGGAUGAAGGAGCGUUAGCUAAGGAUGAAAAGAAGCAGGAGAACAAAAGAGAAGACUUGUCAAAGUUCAGCUCCAAAAAAUCAAAAGCUGCAGCCAAGACCGGAAGAGCCAAGUUCCAAUUUGAGAUUAUGUUGCAAUUGGGCAUUCCAAGGGACGAAGUGGCCAAGUUUGCCAACACCGAGCAUUGGUUAAAGUUUUUCCCACCAUUGUGCCAAAAGGAUGUCACUGCGUUUGGCGGAAGAGUCGACUGGAGACGGUCCAUGAUCACCACUGACGAGAAUCCAUACUAUGACGCCUUUGUCAGAUGGCAAAUAAACAGAUUGAGAGAGUGUGGCAAAAUCAAGUUUGGUGAACGGUACACCAUCUACUCGGAGAAAGACGGCCAAGCUUGUUUGGACCACGAUAGACAAUCGGGAGAAGGUGUCACGCCCCAGGAAUAUGUUGGUAUCAAGAUUAAGGUUGAAGAAUUUGCUCCCGAAGCCCAGGAAAGUUUCAAAAAUGAAAAAUUUGACAUCAGUGACAAGAAAAUCUAUCUUGUUGCAGCAACUUUGAGGCCGGAAACUAUGUAUGGACAAACAACUUGUUUUGUGAGUCCCAAGAUCGACUACGGUGUUUUCGAUGCAGGCAACGGAGAGUACUACAUCACCACGGAGAGAGCUUUCAAAAACAUGUCCUUCCAAAACCUUACUCCCAAGAGGGGCUACUACAAGCCCGUGGCUACAAUCAACGGUAAGGCUCUCAUUGGUUCGAAAAUCAACGCGCCCUUGGCAGAGCUUAAAGACUUGAGGGUCUUGCCGAUGGAGACUGUCAAGGCCACCAAGGGUACCGGUGUCGUUACUUGUGUCCCCUCCGACUCUCCAGAUGAUUUCAUCACUACCCGUGAUCUCUCCAACAAACCCGAGUACUAUGGAAUUGAAAAAGACUGGGUCAAGACGGAGAUUAUUCCUAUUGUGCAAACGGAAAAGUAUGGAGACAAAUGUGCCGAGUUUUUGGUCAACGAGCUCAAGAUCAAAUCGCCCAAGGAUGCGGUGCUUUUGGCCGAAGCUAAAGAAUUGGCUUACAAGGAAGGCUUUUACAAUGGUCGUAUGAAAAUUGGUAAAUACUCAGGUGAGAAGGUCGAAGACGCCAAGCCCAAGGUUAAGGCCGACUUGGUUGCUUCUGGAGACGCGUUUGUUUACAACGAGCCAGAAAACCAGGUCAUAUCGAGAUCGGGAGACGACUGCUGUGUCUCUUUAGAAGACCAAUGGUUUAUUGAUUAUGGUGAAGAAGUCUGGUUGGGACAAGCUUUGGAAUGCCUCAAGGAUAUGGAGACUUUUUCAAAGGAGACCCGCCACGGAUUUGAAGGAGUGUUUGCCUGGAUGAAGAACUGGGCCGUAACCAGAAAAUUCGGAUUGGGCACCAAAUUGCCAUGGGACCACCAGUACUUGGUUGAAUCAUUGUCGGAUUCCACCAUAUACAUGGCAUACUAUACCAUUGAUAGAUUUUUACACUCUGAUUUCUACGGACAAGUUCCCGGGAAAUUCGACAUCAAGCCCGAGUUGUUGACGGAUGAAGUGUUUGACUACAUCUUUACGCGUCGAGAUGAAAUCAAGACCGAAAUUCCUAUUGAGCAGUUGAAUGAAAUGAGAAGAGAGUUUGAAUACUUUUACCCGCUUGACGUUAGAGUCUCAGGUAAGGAUUUGAUUCCCAACCAUUUGACAUUUUUCAUCUACACUCACGUGGCGUUGUUCCCCAAAAAAUUCUGGCCACAGGGAGUCAGAGCCAACGGACAUUUGCUACUCAACAAUGCCAAGAUGUCAAAGUCGACUGGUAACUUUAUGACCUUGGAGCAGAUUGUUGAAAAAUUUGGAGCCGACGCAUCGAGAAUAGCCAUGGCGGACGCGGGCGACACCGUCGAAGACGCCAAUUUUGACGAGGCCAACGCCAACGCUGCGAUCUUGAGAUUGACAACUUUAAAAGACUGGUGCGAAGAGGAAUUGAGAAACAAGGACCAAUUGAGGUCUGGCGAAUACGAUUCGUUCUUUGACGAGGCUUUUGAGAACGAGAUGAAUGAUUUGAUUGAAAAGACCUACAACCAGUACACCUUGAGCAACUACAAGCAAGCAUUAAAGUCUGGUUUGUUUGAUUUCCAAAUUGCUAGAGACUUUUACAGAGAGUCGGUCAACUCGGCCUCUUUGGGAAUGCACCGGGACUUGGUUCUCAAGUAUAUCGAGUACCAAGCAUUGUUGUUGGCGCCUAUCGCCCCUCAUUUUGCCGAAUACCUUUACAAAGAAGUCUUGAACAACAAGGGGAGCGUGCAAACCGCGCAAUUCCCCAAGCCAUCCAAGCCAGUUUCCAAACUGGUGCUCGACGCAUUAGACUAUGUGAGAAACGUCUCCAGAUCCAUCCGCGAAGUCGAAGGUGCGGGCUUGAACAAAAAGAAAGGAAAAUCCGACUUCAACGCCGGGGACUCUGUCAAAUUGACCGUGUUGGUGUCAAACACUUUCCCCGAGUGGCAAGACACCUACAUUGAGUUGGUGCGCGAGCUCUUUGAGAAGCAGCAAUUGAGCAAUACCAACCUCAUUAAGCAGAAAGUCGGCAAGGACAUGAAACGAGGCAUGCCCUUUAUCAACCAACUCAAGUAUAGAUUGAACUCAGAGGACCCAGAGACCAUCUUCAACAGGAAACUCACCUACAACGAAGUGGAAGUCGCCACCAAGGUUGUGGAACUUCUCAAAAACGCCCCCUUUGCUGUAAAAGUUCUGGAUUUGGAAAUUCUCGCCUUUGACAAUGGCUCGUCAAAAGCCAAGAACGUCUUGACCGGCGAAGAGGUGGAGCUCGACAUCAAGGGCAAAGUCAAGGAAAACGCCGUGCCUGGAGAACCUGGUAUUUUGAUCAAGAAAGUUGAGUAG
Molecule: messenger RNA, 3300 nt
Organism: Lodderomyces beijingensis
Lineage: Eukaryota; Fungi; Ascomycota; Pichiomycetes; Serinales; Debaryomycetaceae
Source: the annotation of a GenBank genome assembly